UCAUUUGCUUUUCCAGACAUCCAUGGUUUGCAGCUCUUUCAUUUGCUUUUCCAGACAUCCAUGGUUUGCAGCUCUUUCAUUUGCUUUUCCAGACAUCCAUGGUUUCCAGCUCUUUCAUUUGCUUUUCCAGACAUCCAUGGUUUCCAGCUCUUUCAUUUGCUUUUCCAGACAUCCAUGGUUUGCAGCUCUUUCAUUUGCUUUUCCAGACAUCCAUGGUUUCCAGCUCUUUCAUUUGCUUUUCCAGACAUCCAUGGUUUCCAGCUCUUUCAUUUGCUUUUCCAGACAUCCAUGGUUUCCAGCUCUUUCAUUUGCUUUUCCAGACAUCCAUGGUUUCCAGCUCUUUCAUUUGCUUUUCCAGACAUCCAUGGUUUCCAGCUCUUUCAUUUGCUUUUCCAGACAUCCAUGGUUUCCAGCUCUUUCAUUUGCUUUUCCAGGCUCUCACUCUGCUUUAUUCCACUUUGCUGUGCUGUUGUUGUGGUGAACUUUUUUAAGGGCAGGACACAGUGAGGAAAGUCAGGGAUGAAGACAAGCAGAGUGAGUCUGACAGGUCUUCAGAUAAAGGGAGGGAAACCAGAAAGGGCGAGGUGAGGCAAGUAUAGAAAGAGGAUUAGAGAAUGAAAUCUUAAAGACGUGACGUCAGAAAGAUAAACCAGAUACACAGGAAAGAAUCUCAGUGCAGAAAAAACAUUUACAAACCAGGACUGAGGAAGCAGGAGGGAGCUGAGAGCCUCAGGACUCCAGGGUUAAAGGUAUUUCAAGAGGCAGCAAAACAGCUUUCAACAGACUGGGAGAUCAGGGCAGACAGACAGACAGACAGACAGACAGACAGGCAGGCAGACAGACAGGCAGGCAGACAGACAGGCAGGCAGGCAGGCAGACAGACAGACUCAAACACACGCUCCACCCAGAUAACAUUUGAAAACUUUACUUUGAUUCAGAUCGAGGCCGGGGUGUCAGAAUACAAAGAGAAGAGAUGAAAGCUUGUACUGCCACUCAUCAGAGCAACAGAAUCUGAGGCAACUUGCAUCUUGAGGCAACACACUUUUUAAUCACAAAUUUCCAGUUUGGAAGAGGCCUCACUGAAACUAAACCAGGCUGGAUUAACUGCAUGGCUUCCCUGUUGUGGCAGAACCCGGAUCCUGCGAGGGUCAGGAGGUUGGCAUCCCAGUCCAGGAGGGACAGUCUGUCCUCCCCCAGUUUGGAGAAACCCUUCUUCCCAUUCCCGUCUCAGAGAAGAGAGUCUAUGGGGAGCCCCCUGCCCCCCCCCACUGGAACACACCAGCUCCGAGCUACUGGAGAGGGACCUCAUACUGGCAGCGGAACUGGGACAAGCCUUACUGGAGAGGAACGAGGAACUGGGAGCCAAGCUGGAAGAGAGGGACAGAGAGAUAGAGCUGCUGAAGCAGCAGUGCUAUGAGAUGAAGCUGAAGCAGGACUCUGUGGAUCUGGAGUGGUCUCAGCACAGGGCGGACCUGGAGUCGGACCUGGGGCUGGCAAGGGCCCAGCUGGAGCAGUGGCAGAACCAGGACCGGGAGAGGCAGAGAGUGGAGGGGGAGGAGCUGAAAGAGCUGUCCAAUCACAACCAGAGGCUGGUGGAGCAGCUUUCUGAGGCAGCCAGGGUGCAGCACGAGUUGAUGUCAGAGCUGCGAACACUGAGGGAGGAGUUUGAAGAGAGAGACAUGAAGAAUUCAAUCCGGACGGCCAGAAUAGAAGGGCUGCAGGCGGAGAAUGUUCUGCUGCUGCAGAGAAAGUCAGAAGCAGAAAAGCAAAUGAAAUCGCUUCAGGAAGAGAAUGAGAGGCUGCGGAGCGCCUCCGAGGCUCUGCGGGAGAAAGUGCUGGAGCAGCAGGAGAGGGAGGAGGAGAAAGAGAGAGAGGUGAGGACAGACAGAGAGGCUGAGGAGCAUCUCUGAGGCUCUGCGGGAGAAAGUGCUGGAGCAGCAGGAGAGGGAGGAGGAGAAAGAGAGAGAGGUGAGGACAGACAGAGAGGCUGAGGAGCAUCUCUGAGGCUCUGCGGGAGAAAGUGCUGGAGCAGCAGGAGAGGGAGGAGGAGAAAGAGAGAGAGGUGAGGACAGACAGAGAGGCUGAGGAGCAUCUCCGAGGCUCUGUGGGAGAAAGUGCUGGAGUAGCAGGAGAGGGAGGAGGAGAAAGAGAGAGAGGUGAGGACAGACAGAGAAGCUGAGGAGCAUCUCUGAGGCUCUGUGGGAGAAAGUGCUGGAGUAGCAGGAGAGGGAGGAGGAGAAAGAGAGAGAGGUGAGGACAGACAGAGAAGCUGAGGAGCAUCUCUGAGGCUCUGUGGGAGAAAGUGCUGGAGCAGCAGGAGAGGGAGGAGGAGAAAGAGAGAGAGGUGAGGACAGACAGAGAAGCUGAGGAGCAUCUCUGAGGCUCUGUGGGAGAAAGUGCUGGAGCAGCAGGAGAGGGAGGAGGAGAAAGAGAGAGAGGUGAGGACAGACAGAGAGGCUGAGGAGCAUCUCCGAGGCUCUGUGGGAGAAAGUGCUGGAGCAGCAGGAGAGGGAGGAGGAGAAAGAGAGAGAGGAGAGUACAGAGAGGCUGAGGAAUAGAGAGGGAGUGUAGAAUGAGAGGCACAGAGACGGAGAGAUGGAGAAAUCUGUGUUUUAAUUACACUUAGGAGGGUUACACAGAGCUAUCGCAUUCUCAAAUAAAACCCAGUUCAUAUCCCUAUUGAAAUGCAUUGUAAGGAAUUUGAAGUUCACAUGUACACAGAAAUGUAAUAAAUGAGCUCUAAUAGUCUCAGACUGGCAUUUGUUAUUACAGUGUCUACAGACAGCUGUGUGGUAUUCCAAGCCUGUUUGUUUAAGUGUUGUUUGUGUUGAACACUGAUGCCCUUGAUUCGUUCUGU
This is a messenger RNA of Acipenser ruthenus (sterlet), 2857 nucleotides long. RefSeq names its product BICD family-like cargo adapter 2. The record is from RefSeq and is a predicted model, not a curated record. Lineage: Eukaryota; Metazoa; Chordata; Actinopteri; Acipenseriformes; Acipenseridae. The coding region runs from base 1419 to 1910 and encodes 163 amino acids. The transcript has 4 exons. Gene Ontology annotation, biological process: Golgi to secretory granule transport; vesicle transport along microtubule.